UGGACCAACAACCAGGGAACGCAGCAACACAGCUCCAGUGGAGGUACUAAUGCGAAGAUUGGUGGGACCCAGGAAUUGUUGGAACAGGAGGAGGAGAUCGCAAUCCUUACUGAGAAAGACAUCAUGGACAAAAGCCAUUCAAAGAGAAAACACCGUAGUAGAAGUCGUUCAGAGUCUCAUAAAUCUGUGAAGAAGAAAUCUACUUCUCGCCAUCGAGAUAGCAGCAGCAGCAGUACUUCACCUCCACGGAAGAGCUCAUCUCAUUACAAAUAUCAUGCUGAUACCUCUAGGAAAGAGAAAAGAAAGAAGAGAAAGAGGAAGCUGAGCAGAUCAUCUUCAUCCUCAUCUUCCACACCAUCAGAGAAAAAGAAAAGAAGAAAGCGUACGACUAGUACAUCUUCCUCUAGCUCAUCGUCCUCAUCAAGCAGUUCAGGUGAAUCAAGCGACAACUCUGAGUGUAGGAGUCAGAAGAAAAAGAAGAAAGAUAAAAAAUUGAAGAAGAAGAAAAAGGUGAAAAAGAAAAGCAAAAAACAUAACAAGAAAGAUAUUCUCAAAGUGCAAUGCCAGGGAACGCCAAAUAGGACUGAAGAUUUCCACCCUGGACCCUCUCUAGAUCUGUGGCAGAAGGAGUCUGUAGAAAACACCAGCCCAGUUUUGACCGAUGAACAAAAAACUCGUAUUCAAGCAAUGAAACCAAUGACCAAGGAAGAAUGGGAUGCCCGGCAGAGUGUUAUUCGCAGAGUGGUGGAUCCUGAAACUGGUAGAAUGAGACUUAUUAAAGGAGAUGGUGAAGUACUGGAAGAAAUUGUAAGCAGAGAGCGUCACAAGGAGAUUAAUAAGCAUGCAACAGCAAACGACGGGUUAACUUUCCAGAUGAUGUCUGGGAUGUAAUAAUGGCCAUUUCCUGCAAAAGUCUGAUUAUUAUGCCUACACUUUGGCCAUCCAGGUGAAAAUUCCAAGGUAUCUAUCCAGACAUUAGACCAUGUUAGAUAGAAACCUUAAUGCUUUGAAAACUGCAUUGUACAGAGUACUAGAUUGAUGUGUGGUUUAAUUGUAUUAUACUGACAGAAUCCUCUUGUAGGAUCACCUCAGUAUGUUCUACAGUUUUUCUCACAGUAAAUAAAAGUAAGCCUGUAUUAUACUUUGUCAGUUGGAUUUAAAUAUGUGAAAAGCAAUCUAAGUUUAGUGAACUUUUUCAAAUUAUUCCAAUCAGCCCACUAAUAUCAGA
This is a messenger RNA of Bufo gargarizans (Asiatic toad), 1228 nucleotides long. It is a transcript of the gene ARL6IP4, whose product is annotated as ADP ribosylation factor like GTPase 6 interacting protein 4. Lineage: Eukaryota; Metazoa; Chordata; Amphibia; Anura; Bufonidae. Bases 124 to 891 code for a protein of 255 amino acids. The transcript is spliced from 7 exons. The record is from RefSeq and is a predicted model, not a curated record.